AUCCUAUUAGUCUCUCCAAAUCCCUAUAGAAAUUGUCUUACAAUUGUCUUAAUAAAUAAACUUUAAACUUUGUCUUUAAGGUCAAAUUAUUUCUAGUGACUUGGCACCUCAAGCACUAAACUUGAACAUGCAUAGCAUAUGCCAGUUUCUAAGGAAAUACUCAUCCUCUUUAAUUAGUCUAUUUCUUAUUUAGCUAGUUUUCACCUUUACGACAAAGAUAGCUUGCAUUUUUUGCUAUACAUAAAAACAAAGCAACAUAUAUUAUAUAUAGCCUCUAACCACAAACUACUAACAACCAAUUACACAAAACUUUGUUACAUCAACCAUCAUGAGUAUUAGUGUUACUAAUACCAUUAUUCUUUUCUUUAUAACCCAACUCCUUGUAAGAGCAGAAUCAAUUACCAGAGGAGAUUUUCCAGAGGGCUUUAUCUUUGGAACUGCUUCUUCAGCUCACCAGUUUGAGGGAGCUGCUGAUGAAGGAAAUAAAGGAGAUAGCAUAUGGGACACUUUCUCAAGAAUACCAGGAAGAAUUUUGGACUUCAGUAAUGCAAAUAUGGCAGUGGAUCAGUAUCACCGAUUUCAGAAUGACAUAAACUUGAUGAAAGAUUUGGGAAUGGAUUCUUAUAGAUUUUCCAUAUCAUGGCCAAGAAUUUUCCCAAAUGGAACAGGGGAACCAAAUACAGAGGGAAUAAAAUAUUACAACACCCUCAUUGAUGCUUUAUUAGAAAAAGGAAUCCAGCCUUUUGUAACUCUAUAUCAUUGGGAUCUUCCACAGAUGCUGGAAGAUAAAUAUGAAGGAUGGUUAAGUACACAAAUAAUAAAAGAUUUUGAGCAUUAUGCCUAUACAUGCUUCAAAGCUUUUGGAGACAGAGUUAAGCACUGGAUUACCUUCAAUGAACCUCACAACUUUGCCCUCCAUGGUUAUGAUUUAGGCAUUCAAGCACCAGGAAGAUGUUCCCUUCUUGGUCAUCUUGUAUGUAAGAAGGGAAAAUCGUCCACUGAACCUUACAUUGUUGCUCAUAACAUUCUCUUAUCCCAUGCUGCUGCCUAUAGAAGUUACCAACUACAUUUCAAGGAAAAACAAGGAGGUAAAAUAGGGAUAGCACUAGAUGCUGUUUGGUAUGAACCUAUAACUGAACUUGAUGAAGACAAAGAAGCAGCAGCUAGAGCUAUGGACUUUUCCCUUGGAUGGUUCCUUGAUCCUCUUAUCUUUGGAAAAUAUCCUUUCUCAAUGCAAAAACUUGUAUCUGAAAGAUUGCCAGAGAUCACUGAUGCAACCUCAAACUUGCUUGUGGGAUCAUUGGAUUUUAUUGGCAUAAACCACUACACUUCAUUGUAUGCUCGAAACGACAGGACUCGGAUUCAUAAACUGAUUAUGCAAGAUGCUAUAUCUGAUGCUGCUGUUAUUACAACAGCAUACAGAAGAGGAGCUGCAAUUGGAAAUAAGGCUGCUUCAAGUUGGCUACACAUUGUCCCAUGGGGAAUCAGAAAAUUAAUGAAACAUGUCAAAAGUAAAUAUGGAAACACACCAGUGAUCAUAACUGAGAAUGGAAUGGAUGAUCCAAGUAGACCCUUAAUGACCUUACAAAAGGCAUUAAAUGAUGACAAAAGGAUAAGAUAUCAUAGGGACUAUCUCUCAAAUCUAUCAGCUGCUAUAAGGGAAGAUGGUUGCGAUGUGAGGGGUUACUUUGUGUGGUCAUUACUUGAUAAUUGGGAGUGGAACAUGGGAUAUACAGUACGCUUUGGGCUCUAUUAUGUGGAUUUCAAAAACAAUCUUACUAGGAUACCAAAAUCUUCUGUACAAUGGUUCAAAAAUAUGCUCAGAUUGGAAACUGGAAAAAUAUGCUCAUACAUAGAAAAUAGCAAGUGUAUAUAGCACUCAUAUUCCUAAGAAAUGUGUCAAGAUGAAUGUUUAGUAAUAUUUUAAUGGUAAUGAAAAUUCAAUUAAAAUAUAAAAAUAUAUUCAUUUUUGAAUUUUGAGAAA
Medicago truncatula (barrel medic) is the source of this 1984-nucleotide messenger RNA. Its product is annotated as beta-glucosidase 25. The coding region runs from base 329 to 1876 and encodes 515 amino acids. The record is from RefSeq and is a predicted model, not a curated record. Lineage: Eukaryota; Viridiplantae; Streptophyta; Magnoliopsida; Fabales; Fabaceae. Gene Ontology annotation, biological process: carbohydrate metabolic process. The transcript is spliced from 13 exons. Gene Ontology annotation, molecular function: beta-glucosidase activity.